AAUUCAAUUUAUUUGUAAAGUUUUCAGUUUGUUUGAAACUGUUAAUUUUCUACUCGUGUAAGAGAAAAAUUUAAAUUACCUAUUACAAUGUUUUUAUUUAAUUUACGAAAUAAUACUUUUUAUAGAAAACAAUAGUGAUCGAAAGACACAAAUAAAGUGAACACUGCGUUAAAUAUUAACUUUGGGUAUUUAAUUCGUCAUUUCCACAUUUCUUAUUUGAUUACAACUGGUCUUAUUCAAACUAUAUUAGCUAAACCAGAAAUUUUUGAACAUCUGUGUAAAUUAUUGAUGCCCAUUAAUUCUUCUCUUUCCGCGUCUAGGGAAGGUAGAUAAAGUUUUGUUGUAGAAAUCAGUUCAGGGUACAAUAGGACUGAUAUACCUUAAGAAGGUAAAAGCCCUUUAAAAUAUAAAAAAAAAAAAAAAACUUAGCCAAAUGUUUUUUACAGCUGCAUUCGUCUAGCAAAGUGUUAGCGAGCAAAUAAAUUUACCGUCAAACUUCUGAUUUAACUCAUUUGUCAUCGAAUCUACGUGCAAUUGUGUUAUGAAAAAUGAAUAUUAUUGUAAAUAAUGUUAACUUUUCUCUAAUUAUUUCAUUAACUGCACUGAGAUUAGUAGGAUUUUGGGCACCGGAUGAUUUCAAGGGAAAUUAUGAGUUAAUUUAUAAAUAUUACGGUUUUUUAUCUUUUACGUUUUAUGUGGGUAACUUCCUAACUCAGGCAGUUGAUCUUUUCGUGAUAUGGGGAAAUAUUCCUUUAAUGACGGCCACGUUGUUCCUUCUCGGCACCAACUUGGCGCAUGCCACGAAAUUUAUAAACUUGUAUCUCAAAAGGAAAUUGAUAAAGAUGAUAGUCGAUAGUUCUGACGAUGUUCUGCGGAGUGUUAAAAAUGAAGAAGCUGUAGCGAUUGUUAAAAGCUGCAAUCGUCAGACCAAGAUCCAGUUGUUGACGUAUUUAACCCUGACGUAUGUUACCAUUGUUGGAUUAAUGUCGAGCGCUGAACAUGGCAGUCUACCAUUACGGGCUUGGUAUCCAUAUGACACGACAAAAUCACCAGCGUACGAGCUCACUUUCGGGCUCCAAGUGUACAUUGUGUGUGUGACUGCUUUCCUGAACGUGUCCAAAGAUACGAUGGUGACCACCAUGAUUGCCCAGUGCCACUGCCGUUUGAAGCUAAUCGGACUAUCUCUGAAGUCUUUGUGUCAAGAUUUGCAUGAUGAUAAGUCGAUGUCGCUGUCACCAAAUCAAGAAAAAAUAGCGCGUGCUCGCCUCCGAGACUGCGCUAUACAGCAUCAGACCGUGUUAGAAGCAGCCGUACUAUUGCAGAACUGUUUCUCAGCGCCCACCUUCGCACAGUUCAACGUGUCCCUUUUGAUAAUAUGCGUCACAGCCUUCCAACUAGUGUCCCAAACCGGUAAUAUGGUGCGUUUACUGUCAAUGGGAACGUACUUGACAAAUAUGACGUUUCAAGUAUUCAUCUACUGUUAUCAAGGCAACCAAUUGUCCACAGAAAGUUCUGAAAUAUCAACAGCCGCAUACCUGUGUCCUUGGUACCUGAUGUCCCCACGACUCAGGCGCGACUUACUGAUCGUGAUGACCCGUUCGCGGCGCAUAGCAAAGAUCACCGCUGGCGGAUUCACGACGCUCUCGCUCAGCUCGUUUAUGGCUAUCAUAAAGGCAUCGUAUUCUUUGUUCACAUUGCUAAAACAAGUAGACGAGAAGAAUUUAAACCAUGGUCUUUAAACAUUCAUAAAUUCUUGUUUGUUUCAUUUUCCAUUAUUUGUUAUAAAAACGAGUUAAGUUCGAGUAGAAGUCUAAUAUUUUUAUUUAUAUAAAUAUAUAAAUAAAAGAUAAUUCAUUGCAUUUUUCGUAUUUUUUUUUUACAACGCAGGGGGCAAACGAUCAUGCGGCUCACCUGAUGGUAAGUGACUACCGCCGCCCAUGAUCACCCACAACACCAGCGGCAUUGCAGGUGUGCUGCCGGCCUUUUAAAAAGGAUUAUACUCUUUUCUUGAAGGUUAUGUUGUCGCAUCGGUUCGGGAAUACUGCUGCUGGCAGUUGAUUCCAAAAUGAAAUAUUCCAGUAUGAAAUAGAUAUUUAAUAGUUUUUAUUAUUGAUACUACGAUUCCUUAUUUAUUAUUUUAAAGCAUAAUUAUGGUUUAAAAGUGAACCGUGGACUAAGUUUGUUUUUAGAAAUAUUUAGAUAAAUUCUCAAAGACAGUGGAUGGGAUGAAAUGGAGUACAAAGUACAAAGAAUGUUAUCCCGGUUAAUUUAGAAUAUUCUAGACACGCGGAUAGAGUUGUAAGGAAAAACUGCAUUUAAAUAAAUAAAAUUGUCACAAUAUUGUACACCGCUCUACCCGCUUACAUUGAUGCUCCUUUCCACUUUGGGUGUUGCUGGAAGAGAACUCUAUUAGAGUUAAGCUCGCCUUUGUACAUUUCAUUACCUCUGUCAUAUUCUUAUAACUGGUGUGUACAAUAAGGAAUUAAAUAAAUAAAUAAAUUAAAUUAAAUUAAAUUUAAGUAAAUUGUGAUUAAAUGU
Galleria mellonella (greater wax moth) is the source of this 2538-nucleotide messenger RNA. Its product is annotated as odorant receptor Or1. The coding region runs from base 549 to 1739 and encodes 396 amino acids. Gene Ontology annotation, molecular function: odorant binding; olfactory receptor activity. NCBI's taxonomy places the organism in Eukaryota, Metazoa, Arthropoda, Insecta, Lepidoptera, Pyralidae. Gene Ontology annotation, biological process: sensory perception of smell; detection of chemical stimulus involved in sensory perception of smell. Gene Ontology annotation, cellular component: plasma membrane. The transcript is spliced from 8 exons. The record is from RefSeq and is a predicted model, not a curated record.